Sclerotinia sclerotiorum 1980 UF-70 is the source of this 270-nucleotide messenger RNA. RefSeq lists its product with no specific name. The coding region runs from base 1 to 270 and encodes 89 amino acids. Lineage: Eukaryota; Fungi; Ascomycota; Leotiomycetes; Helotiales; Sclerotiniaceae. The transcript is spliced from 2 exons. The record is from RefSeq and is a predicted model, not a curated record.
AUGACCACAUAUUUUGAUAGUUGGACAGUUUUUUUAGGUCAUAUAUCUUUUGAGCCGAUCAAUAAGGAUUGCGUCACAUUAAGACACAGCUGCAUACUGCAAGAACAAGCUAGUUCUGCUGUUCUGCUAGGAGAGUUUCAGUUCAGCAUUACUGGCCUAAGGCGGCUAUACCGUCCUAAUUUUGGAAAGGCUGCAGAAAUUACUGUUCUUAUUUGCAGAUUUUCAAGCACUCUCUUUCCUAAGUCGAGGAAACUGGCUUCUAGCCCUUAA